CAUUGACGGGAAGGGCGUUUCACUACAAACUCUUAUCCAGGAUCGGCCUCACGGAGAGAAAUCCUCUAUAGUUUGACGGACUUUAUUCUGUUUUCAGAUCAGCGCAAACUUCCUGCUCGUGAAAACCUGCCGAUGUCACGUGACUCUGCGGCGGCGGGGGCGGCGGCGCCGUGCGGAAGUGAGCAGAACAGGCAGCAGUCGGCGGUGAAGACGUCCGCGACAGGCCGCGAGAAACGGUGAAGAUCAGCUGAAGGCGGAGAGGCUGGGAUCGUCAUCCGGAGCAGAAAACACACAUAAUGAGCGGGACAGGAGUGCGUCUGUGGUCCAGAUGAAGUGCUUGCUGAUAACCAGUGAGAGCGCAGAGGUCCUCUUCUAUUGGACUGACCCCGAAUUUCAGCAGACCAUCCAGGCGCAGUAUGGGGCGUCUCAGGAGGAGGGCCAGGGGCUUCCAGCCUUCGAGGACAGCAUCAGCACCCAGUUUGCCCCCAUCAUCAUCUCCUGCAGCACCAUGGUGGACAGGCUGGGUGACAACUACACCUCCUUCACCACAGAAAACAACCAUAUCUACGUCUUACACCAGUUUGAUGAAUGUCUCUACAUUGCUGUGAAUGGAGACGGUGAGGAGGGGGAGGAUGACCUGAGGAGGAAGAUCUAUGUGAUGAAGAAGAUGCUUGAGGUCCUGUUUGGCAUGGUCACCCUGAGCAGUAACCUCCUCAGAAAAGAGCUGCGUCCUCAGGACACGGAGCAAAGAACGAGACUGUGGAAGCACCUCCAGACCCUGCUGGAGACCUACAGCCACCUCAGAGAGAACGACCAGAGCUUCUUAGUAGAGGCAGUGGAGAGGCUGAUCCACCCCACGCUGUGUGAGCAGUGUAUCGAAUUCCUGGAGCGCCGUUUGGUUCCGCAGCUCAACAGCAGUGCAGAGAGAGCUGGAGAGGAGGUGCUGCAUGCCUUCAUCCUGGUUCACACCAAACUGCUCGCCUUCUACUCCAGCCGCAGUGCGAGCACGCUAGCCACUUCGGACCUCCUGGCCCUCAUCGUCAUGGCACAGAAUAUGUAUCCCAGCAACGUAGACCUGGAGGAAACGAGUCCUGAGGAUGUUGAGAGUACGUCCGGUUCUGGUCCUGAAAGUUUUUAUACCCCAGAGCCCUCCCCUACAGACAGAGACUCAAGCAGCUCAGAGAAGCCAGUGAGAGGAAGUACUCCUGUGUUUGAGUUUGUGGACCCAGACAUCCAGAUGGCAGAGGACAGCUUGCAGACUCUGGAGGUUCCUCCACCCGACCCUUCAACCCCUUGCAGAGUUUUCUUAGAGGUCACGCUCAAGGAGGAGCUGUAUCCCAUGAUGCCUCACUCCAUGUACUGUCUGCCACUGUGGCCUGGCAUCACACUGGUGCUGCUAACUAAGAUUCCCACCAAUACAGUGGCCAUGUCGGUGUAUAAGUUUUUGGAGGCCUUCGCCAAGCUGGAGAAGCGCUUAAGUGAAGGCCAAGAAGGUUCUGCUGCUACUAGAGGACAGCCGACUAUACACGACAUCCGCAACAGGCUGGAUAAAUUCAUUAAAGUCCUGGGGCCCAGUGAGAUAGAGUCUGCACAGUUACAAAAUGUCUGGACUGAGUUCAAGAACCGAGCGUUCGCCAGAGGAGGACCUGGGUUCAACAAAGAUCUUAUCCCGUGGUGUAAGCAUAUGAGGACCCAGCUGUGCGGAAUUUACAGACAGUGUUUUCUUAUUGACUCUGGACCAGCCGACAUUCCUCAGCGCCUCUCCUCAUCUCUGCAGGAACGAGCCCAGACCAUGGUGCAAGAGAAACUGAUGGACUGGAAGGAUUUCCUGCUGGUGAAAAGCAAGAGAAAUAUCACCAUGGUCUCUUACCUGGAGGAUUUCCCAGGCCUCAUCCAUUUUGUCUGCGUGGACCGAUCCACCGGCCAAAUGAUUGCGCCGUCGCUCAGCAUCACUGAGCGCACCACGUCCGAGCUGGGAAAGGGACCAGUGGCCCAGUUCAUCAAAAGCAAGGUGUGGAACCUGGUCAGCACAACACGGCGCUAUCUCCAGAAGGGUUACUCCACCGUUACACUGCGUGAUGGAGAUUUCUACUUCUGCUACUUCCUCUGGUUUGAAAAUGAAACGGGCUUCAAGUUAGAGGCAGGGGACAUACCCGUCUUACCCGACGACUCUGCCCCCAUUGGGAUGCUUGCCUGGGACUACUACAGCAGGAAGCUACUGCGUUACUACAGUAAAAGUCAUCAGGGUGAGGUGGUGAAGUGCUACGAGCUGCUGACGGUUCACCUGGGGGUUAUCCCCACCGAGAUCAUCAUCCAGCACUGCAGACAGCUGGCAAGCAAACUGUGGGAACCUUCACGCAACCCACUGCUUUAGACACACCCACACUCUUGAACUCAUUUGUUGUAUUGCCAAGAACUGAAAAACAAUCCACUCACUCUCUGUAGGUCUGCUCCAUCAGGUGCCCGUGUUUCAUGUUUUCAUUUUUCAGUGUGUUCACGUAUACAGUGAUAAGUCAUUUGUUUACGAGAUGCAUGUAUGUUUGUGAUGAACACAGUCCUUCUGUUCACUUAUGAGACUAUUAUGUGCCUUAUGUGAGGUAUAUUGAUAAUAUCAGUCCUUAAUUUUGUAGAUUGUAAUAUAUUUCUCAGUACUCAUUUAUGACCUAUUUCCUAUUUAUUAAUAAUGAUGUAUGUGCCCCCCCCCCCACACACACACACUUUUUAAAAUUCGCAGCCGAUGGAUUUUUAUACAUGCAGAUACGGUCCAUUUCUGCCUUUACUACGACUAGAGUCAUAACUUGAAUCAAUAAAACAUGCUGCAGUAAAUAAUGUAUGUCCCUCUUAAUGUAAAUCAUUGUUGGAGACAGUAAACAUCAGUAGUU
Scatophagus argus is the source of this 2882-nucleotide messenger RNA. RefSeq names its product HPS1 biogenesis of lysosomal organelles complex 3 subunit 1 (gene hps1). Gene Ontology annotation, molecular function: guanyl-nucleotide exchange factor activity. Bases 329 to 2374 code for a protein of 681 amino acids. Lineage: Eukaryota; Metazoa; Chordata; Actinopteri; Scatophagidae. Gene Ontology annotation, cellular component: BLOC-3 complex. The record is from RefSeq and is a predicted model, not a curated record. Gene Ontology annotation, biological process: melanosome assembly; vesicle-mediated transport. The transcript is spliced from 18 exons.